Molecule: messenger RNA, 1010 nt
Organism: Closterium sp. Naga37s-1
Lineage: Eukaryota; Viridiplantae; Streptophyta; Zygnematophyceae; Desmidiales; Closteriaceae
Source: the annotation of a GenBank genome assembly
GAGGGGGCGCUGGCGGAAAGGCAGGGGAAGGGGGGGAAAUGGGGGGAAUGGUACCCAUAGACUACUGGUCCGCGCAAGCCCAGGCCCAGGCCCAGGCUCAGGCACAAAUGCACCAAGCAGCAGCAGCUGCAGCAGCAGCAGCAGGGCAGAUGGGGCCGGGGGGGCAGGGAGUGGGCAUGGCAGGCGGAAUGGGGGGGAUUCCCGGAGUGGGGGCGGGCGGGGGGGCGGCGGGGGGAGCAGGGGGGGCUGGGGGGAUGGUUGGCGGGGGAAUGGGUGCUGCUGCUGGUGGCAGUAGUGGUGGUGGUGGUGGGGGGGGCGCAGGGGGAGCAGGGGGAGGGAAGAAGCGGAGUGCGGUGGUGAGAGGAGGGGGAGGGAUGGGAAUGUCAUCAGACCUAUGGGUGCACUCCGACGACCGUGAGGUGAAGAAGCAGCGCCGCAAGCAGUCUAACCGAGAGUCGGCACGGCGGUCGCGGCUGCGCAAGCAGGCGGAGUGUGAGGAUCUGAUGGGGCGGGUGCGGGCGCUGACGGACGAGAAUCAGACGAUACGAGUGGAGCUACAGCGCAUGCAGGAGGAGUGCCACAAGAUGGCGCAGCAGAACGCCCUCCUGCAGGAGAGGCUAAAUGGCAAGGCAGCACCAGGCGGCCCGUCCUCACACUCCCCAGGCCCCUCAGGCCUCCACCCUGCCACCGCCCUCCCUCUGCCAUCCUCGGGACUUGCCCCCUACGCGCUGCCGCCGCACAUGCCACCAGAUGCAACCGCAGCCGUUGAUCCUUCCGGAGCUGUGAUGCCAUUGGCCGGUGCGCCCGGUGGUGAUGUGAAUGGUGCGCUAGUGCCUGUAGGCCAGCAGCAGUUGCAGCAGGGAGGGGCUGGGGGAGGGAUGUUGGCAGUUGGCAAUGGUGGUGGGCAUGGAGGGGAGGGGUUAGGUGCUGCAGGUGCUGCCGUUGGAGCAGCAGCAGGGCGGUUAGGGCAGGGGAGUGAAAAGAACAAUGUUGUGACUGCUGUUUCAUAA